This is a messenger RNA of Plutella xylostella (diamondback moth), 3303 nucleotides long. RefSeq names its product ubiquitin specific protease 1 (gene Usp1). Gene Ontology annotation, biological process: protein deubiquitination. NCBI's taxonomy places the organism in Eukaryota, Metazoa, Arthropoda, Insecta, Lepidoptera, Plutellidae. The record is from RefSeq and is a predicted model, not a curated record. Gene Ontology annotation, cellular component: cytosol; nucleus. Gene Ontology annotation, molecular function: cysteine-type deubiquitinase activity.
GUCAAGCAACGAAAAAUAAUGAAUUUCAAUAUGGCGUCCUGUUACGGAAUGGUGUAACAAUCGCGGUUUUGAAAAUAACUUCAUAAUUAUCUUAUUUUUAGGUGAUUGCAUUGUCUUACUAUAUAAUGUAAGUCAAUGUGUCUCUCAAAAUUAUAUUGGUAUGCUGAAGAUGCCAUUUAACUCCGUAUCAGAAACUAAAAAAAGAAAUGAAAAGGUAAAGCUCUCCUUUUCUUUGAAGAAAAACAAUGCACCACAUCUUGGAAACGAAAAUACAAUUUUGAAAGUGAAAGAUAAUUCAGAAAAUACUUUCAGUUCACGGCAGGAAUUCUGUAGUGAUAAAGAAAAUAGGCCCGCGAAACGCCCUUUUUCGAGUACUUAUAUGAAUACACUAAACAAUUCUAAAAAAUUAAAAGCGGUAACUGGAACUUCAAAUUCUACAAAAUCAUCAAAUUUAGAACUCGUGAUAGUGGACACGCCAGCUGAAAGGUCAAGCCUUGCAAUGUUGAAUGGCCACCAUCAAUCAGAGAACUCUUACAAUGGCACGGCAACUACUAAGAAAACACCCGUUGCUACAUUGUCAAACUUGGGCAACACAUGUUUCCUCAACAGUGUUUUGUAUACAUUAAGGUAUGCACCAAGUUUCCUCCACAAUUUGCAUCAUCUAGUGUCGGACUUGGCGAGUGUGGAACAGAAACUUGGCAGUAUUAGGUUAAAGAGUUCCUCGCUCGGCCGCAGUGCAGCCGGCUUAGCUGCUUCCGGCACCAGGUCAUGGAGCAGCAAGGAUUUGCUCUCGCUAGGACAAAGUGAGAAUAGCAAUGGAAAGAGUAAAAUACAGAUAGCGACAGAGCGGCUGCACGAGACGUUCAGCAGCCUGCGCGCGGCGGAGGCUCGUUCGCUGGCGAGCGGCGCGGCCGAGCCCGAGCCCUACGCGGCCGACGCCUUCCUGUGCGCACUCAGGGACGUCAACUCUACUUUUGAAGGCAACAAGCAACAAGAUGCGCACGAGCUGUUGAUCUGCAUCCUGAACAACAUCCGCGAGACGAGCCGGGCGCUUACUACGCGCGCCUCCAAGCUGCAAGUUCACGAGAACGGAGACAGCAACGGCAUAACCCGUCAGCCGUCGCUCGAGGGCGGCAAAGGCGGUGCGGCUCGCAAGUCGUGGAAGCGCCGCAAGGAGCCCGCCGAGCCGCGACCAGACCCACCGCCCAGCGGGGACUUUGUCGCUGACGACUUUGAAGGCACGAUGGUGGUGCGCACGACGUGCCUCGAGUGCGAGACGGCGCGUGCGCAUGCGCAGGCGGUGUGCGACGUGGGCGUGCCCGUGGCGGAGAGCGGCGACGAGCCCGACCCCUUCGCCGCCGCCGCACAGAGCCACGAGUACCUGCGCGACCAGAACAAGUACUGGUGCUCAGUGUGCCUGCGCUACGUGGAGGCGCGCCGCUGCGUGUCCUACUCGCGUCUGCCUCGCAUCCUCGUGCUGCAGCUGAAGCGGUUCAGCGGCGGCAUGACCAAGAUCACCCGCCACGCGCCCACGCCUCUACGCCUGCCGUGCUUCUGCGAGCCUUGUACUGCGGCGGAUAAGGCGCCUCAGCAUAGGUACAAGCUGUUCGCGGUGAUCAUGCACCUCGGGCAGAGCCUGUCCGGCGGUCACUACGUGGCGUACGCGCGGGACUCGGCCGACGACACCCGCUGCGAGCGCGAGGCGCCCGACCCCGCCGCCGCCGCCACCGGCUCCUCCUUCAUGAGAACCCUCUUCAACAGACCCAAGCCACCGCAGACCGGCUGCGCGGCCAAGGACUGCUGCGUCCCCAGACCCAAGGAACCCUGCUGGCUGUCUUGCGACGACGAACUCGUCAAACCUAUCACGGACGAAGAGUUUGAGGAUCUAUUGUCGGCGGAACCCAAGACGAGGUCCGCUGCCACCCCGUAUUUACUGUUCUACGUCAAAACUGAUGUCGGUUAGACGUUAGUUUGUAUUGGUAUGUUACCAUGUUUGAGUCUUUAUCUUACUUGGUAGAGGUUUUUCUCGGUACGGUGUGUUUACGGUGAAUUGAGCACAAUAUUAUUAUAAAUGGGGGGGCUGUACUGAAAGUAUUCUUUCUUCGUUUUUCAUAGGAAAUGUAGACACCGAAUUUGAUGUGUCAGAAGUGAUAUUAUGAAUGUAGUUAAAAGAAAUAUAAGAUGUAACAAAUGAUUGUAUGGAUCAAAAUAUAUUGUAAAAAUAUAAUUAAGCUAGCAUUAUAGAGUUUCACGCUAUUUUCACUUGUUAUAAAUGACAAUAUGUGCUCUAAAUUAUUACAAUUCAAAAGUACCUUCCAUUGUAUAACGAAUGUAUAUUGUAAUGAUUGAUAUCAAAUUAUUUAUCUUCUGAAGAAUAGCUAUGUGAUGCGGGAGAUGAAACUGACAGACAUUGGCCUAAACUUAUAGCUUCAGUGUUCAGAUUGACUUAGUUUUAGUUAAUUACUCAAUAUUCAGUAUUUGUUCAAAACUAUAUCAUCUCGUAUUCGUAAAAAGUUCAUAAUUAUAAUAAAAGUUGUUACAAAAAUGUUAACAUGAUUAUCAAAUUUAUAGUAUAUUAAAUUAAAUUACUGACUGGUUGUCUUAGCACUUCUCGUAUACAUAAGCUAUUGAUUGCAAAAUAUACUAUAGUUCUCGCUACGGUUGUAGAAAUUAAAAGUGAAAGCUGUUUUUGAAAGAGCCAACUAUUUACUCUAAACAUUUUGAACUCCUCUUACCGAUCUAAUAUUUUACUAGAAAUAUUUUACCUAUAUUGUUGUAGACCAAAUAUUUUUAUAUGCCCAAUAUAAUGUUAAUACAUUUCUACUAUCGCAGCGUUAACUAUAUACUCGCGAAAACAUAUAAUGUACUACAACGACACAGUUGCUUGCUAAAUCGACUGCUUUCUAAUGACUAUUAAAUGUAUGCCUGUAUUGUUUAUUGAUAUAAUGAUUUUACUAUGUAUUUUAUUUUGCCAGCAGCUGUAUGUGACAGGGGAUAUUUCAUCAUCCUUCAAAAACGUGUUCACUAGAGACUUUCGGACUAUACCACAAAACUUACAAUAAAUGUAUUGAGUUAUAUCUCGUUUCUUACAAGUUUUUAGAUAAAUUUACCAAAAAUGGUGGUGGUGAAGUGUUCUAAACUUCGUUAGAAUUGUAUUUGUUGCCGUUGUCAUUCCACGCCUUUGAAAAAGGUGCAAAUUCUUGUCAGUAGCUAAGUUAUAUGAUUUUUAUUUGGUAUGUCCAUAAUGUUGUGAUUUCUUUUGUAAAUUUAAAGUUUUAAAAAUAAAACUAAGUUCAAUAAUUG